AUGGAAUGCAAUAUCACCGUCUUCAAGGGCCAUGCCGCUGACUAUUUAGACGUUCUGAUAUUAUGUGGUGGUCGGUUCCAGGUCUUGUGUCCACGUGAAUUAGGAUGCAAACCCCCCGACGACGCCCGGGAGGCGCCCCCCGCCCGCCCGCGCCGCGACGCGUCCCCCGAGGGGCCGACGCAGGGCGCCCGGCCGGCCAGCUACGGGAUCUUCCCCGAGGAUUACGACCAGUUCAUCCCUCCCUCUCCUGGCGAUGGAAGUCCUCUGCCUGUGGUUUUCAGCGUCAAAGUGAGAGAGAUUCUUGAUAUAAACGAAGCUGAAAUGGAUAUAACGAUCGAGUGGUAUAUAAGAAUGUACUGGACCGACGCCCGACUCCGCCCGCCGAUGGAUGCCUUCACCAAUUCUUCUAUUUGGGUUAAUAUAGACCCCGCUUUGACUUCCCGGAUGUGGCUGCCGACGACUUAUAUAGAUCACGUGAAGGAAAUUCGAAUGCCUUCCCUCCUCAUUCUCCCUCAUUCGCUCCGCAUAGCAACUUCCGGCCUCAUGCGAUAUUCUAUGGCUGUAAUCACGAAGCUAGCGUGUCCGAUGGAUUUUAGCGCCUACCCUUUCGAUCAGCAAAAGUGCUACAUGAAACUUGAGAGCUGUAAGUGAACGGUGUGAUAGUAAGUGAAUUUGUAUUUGGAAACAUGCACAUAAACACACAUGAACUCGUAUUCGUACACGCACGCAGAUACACAUGGGCAAACGUUCACAUACGCUUUCUGUUUCUCUCUCUGUCUCU
Penaeus chinensis is the source of this 781-nucleotide messenger RNA. Its product is annotated as gamma-aminobutyric acid receptor subunit rho-3-like. NCBI's taxonomy places the organism in Eukaryota, Metazoa, Arthropoda, Malacostraca, Decapoda, Penaeidae. The coding region runs from base 1 to 651 and encodes 216 amino acids. Gene Ontology annotation, molecular function: neurotransmitter receptor activity; extracellular ligand-gated monoatomic ion channel activity; transmembrane signaling receptor activity. Gene Ontology annotation, biological process: signal transduction; chemical synaptic transmission; nervous system process. The record is from RefSeq and is a predicted model, not a curated record. The transcript has 8 exons. Gene Ontology annotation, cellular component: membrane; neuron projection; synapse.